CUUAAUUUCAUUACUCAUUUAGUGAAUUAAAGUACUCUUCAUUUUACCCAUCUCUCUAAUAACCUUUUUAAUCUCCAUUUGUCUCUUAUUUUGUGUUAAUAUGUCAAAAGAUAACAAUAAUAAUGAACAUGAAAAUAAUUAUCCUGAGAUUCUUGAAAGGAAAACAAAAUUACAUCGUCAUGAUUCUCUUGAUCUUGAAGCCGCUAAUGUUAAAGGCCAUAAUAAUGGUCAUGACUCUAAGGGUGUAAGUUGGGGAGUGGUAUUGUCAUUGGCAUUCCAAAGUAUUGGUGUAAUCUACGGAGACAUUGGGACUUCACCACUUUAUGUGUAUGCAAGCACGUUUCCACAAGGAAUUAAAAAUAAAGAUGACAUCUUGGGUGUUCUUUCACUCAUUUACUACACCAUUACUUUGCUUCCUUUGGUCAAGUAUGUCUUCAUUGUCUUAAGGGCCAACGAUAAUGGCAAGGGGGGAACAUUUGCAUUAUAUUCUCUUCUAUGCCGAAAUGCAAAGGUAGGUUUACUCCCAAGUCAAGAAGUUGAAGAUCAACAAGUCUCAAAUUACAAAUUAGAGUUGCCAACAAAACAAUUAGGGUUAUCUUUGAAGAUCAAAACCUUUUUAGAGAAAACUACAUUCAUUAAAUAUCUUCUUUUGAUUGUUACAAUGCUCUCUACUUCUUUGGUUAUUGGAGAUGGUGUUCUUACUCCCUCUAUCUCAGUUUUAUCUGCUGUUGGAGGGUUAAAAGAAGCUUCAUCCUACUUUACUGAAGGAAGGGUGGUUUGGAUAUCAGUUGGCAUUCUAAUAGUUCUAUUCUCAGCACAAAGAUUUGGGACAGAUAAAGUUGGAUACAGUUUUGCUCCAAUUGUUAGCAUUUGGUUAUUACUAAAUGCCGGAAUUGGUGUCCAUAAUUUUGUCAAAUACGAUCCCACUGUUGUCAAAGCUGUAAAUCCUUGGUAUAUAAUUCAGUAUUUCACAAGGAAUGGCAAAGAUGCUUGGGUCUCUCUUGGAGGUGUGGUUCUUUGUGUUACAGGUACGGAAGCACUGUUUGCAGAUGUUGGCCAUUUUUCAGUGAGAUCAAUCCAAUUAAGUAUGUCAAGUGUUGUAUACCCAGCUCUUAUGUUAACAUACUCGGGGCAAGCAUCAUACCUUCGCUUACACCAAGAUAAAGUCAGUAAUGCAUUCUAUAAUGCUAUACCAGAUCCAAUGUACUGGCCGAUGUUCGUUGUUGCGGUUUUAGCAGCAAUCAUAGCAAGCCAAGCUAUGAUCUCGGGCACGUUCUCGAUCAUCCAACAAUCUUUAGCUCUAGGGUGUUUCCCUCGAGUUAAAAUCGUUCAUACAUCCAUCGAAUUCGAAGGCCAAGUUUACAUCCCGGAAGUCAACUACAUUCUGAUGUUGGCCAGUGUGUUUGUCACGGUUGCUUUCAGAACAACCGAAAAAAUAGGUCAUGCUUAUGGCAUAGCAGUCGUGUUUGCUGAGACAAUUACAUCGUCUUUCAUGGUACUCGUAAUGAUAGUGAUUUGGAAGAGGCAUAUCUUAUGGGUGAUUUUGUAUGUAUGCUGCAUUAUGUCAGUCGAGUUUCUAUAUUUGAGUUCGGUGAUGUACAAAUUCCCUCAUGGUGGGUACUUUCCGAUAGCAUUUGCUAGCAUCCUACUUGCGACGAUGUUCAUUUGGAACUAUGUAUAUCGAAAGAAAUACUACUACGAAAUGGAGAAUAAAGUAUCACCGGAUUGUCUAAAGGAGAUUGGGACUCGAACAAAGUUGAGGAGGGUUCCGGGUUUAGCAAUCUUCUACUCCGAAUUAGUCCAUGGAAUCCCUCCUAUCUUUACGCAUUAUGUAGAGAACAUCCCAGCUUUGCACUCGGUGCUUGUAUUUGCAUCCGUUAAGUCAUUGCCUAUCAGCACGGUUCCAAUAGAGGAACGAUUUUUGUUCCGUAGAGUUGAUCCAAGGGAGCUCAACGUGUUCCGCUGUGUGGUUAGGUAUGGUUAUGCGGAUACUCGCAAUGAGGAAGAGCCUUUCGAGACAAUGCUAAUUCAAAGGUUGAAAGAGUUUAUGAGAGACGACUUUUGGGUACAAGUAACGGAUAAUAACCCCCCAACACCAACUUCGAAACGAGAGUUCGAUUCUCACUGCACAGAGGAGGAAUAUAUCAAGGAUGUUGACGAUGAAAAUGUAGUGCAAUCAAAGGAGGAAGCAUUAGAGAACGAAAUAGAGGUAAUCGAUAAAGCAUGGCGUGCAGGGGUUGUACACAUGAUGGGGGAGAGCGAAGUGAUGGCAAGUAAAAGGUCCGGGAUUGGAAAAAGGAUUGUUAUUGAUUUGGCUUUCAACUUUUUGAAGAGGAAUUUACGGCAGACAGAUAAGAUGUUCAAUAUCCCUCGUAAACGACUACUUAAAGUUGGGAUGACAUACGAACUGUAGAAAAGAAGACGAAACAUUGCAUCCAUGUUUCCCGGAACAAGCUUCUCAUGCAAGAACAUCAAGUUUAUGUGCAUACAGUAAACAAGUUUAUAUUCUUAUAAUUUGUAUUAAUUGGGUCAUUCAACCCAUAUAUGGGGCAGUCUCACAGUGAAACCGUCUCAUACUACAAGUUGUGUUAUUUUGUAGUUUAAAAAACAGGGAUCAUCCUUCGACGUUUGUUAUUCCGGUAGAGAUUCUGAAUCUCCUUCUUCCAUUCACAUAGAUAAACACUUUCAUGUAACCAUUUACUCCUAUCUAUUCUAUAAAGAUGUCGAAGUUGUAUUA
Molecule: messenger RNA, 2737 nt
Organism: Amaranthus tricolor (Joseph's coat)
Lineage: Eukaryota; Viridiplantae; Streptophyta; Magnoliopsida; Caryophyllales; Amaranthaceae
Product: potassium transporter 5-like
Exons: 8
Coding region: 101-2413 (770 amino acids)
Biological process (GO): potassium ion transmembrane transport
Cellular component (GO): membrane
Molecular function (GO): potassium ion transmembrane transporter activity
Source: RefSeq, a predicted model, not a curated record